Rhinolophus ferrumequinum (greater horseshoe bat) is the source of this 413-nucleotide messenger RNA. RefSeq names its product NADH dehydrogenase [ubiquinone] 1 alpha subcomplex subunit 5-like. Gene Ontology annotation, biological process: respiratory electron transport chain. The record is from RefSeq and is a predicted model, not a curated record. The transcript has a single exon. Bases 8 to 358 code for a protein of 116 amino acids. NCBI's taxonomy places the organism in Eukaryota, Metazoa, Chordata, Mammalia, Chiroptera, Rhinolophidae.
CGCUGUCAUGGCGGGCGUGCUGAAGAAGACCACUGGCCUUGUGGGAUUGGCUGUAUGUGAGAGUCCACACGACAGGCUAAGAAUAUUGUACGCAAAGAUUCUUGAUGUUCUUGAGCAAGUCCCUAAAACUGCAGCCUAUCGAAAGUAUACAGAACAGAUUACAAAUGAGAGGCUGGGUAUGGUUAAAGCGGAACCAGAUGUUAAAAAACUAGAAGACCAACUUCAGUGUGGCCAAAUAGAAGAGGUGAUUCUUCAGGCUGAAAAUGCACUAAGUCUGGCAAGAAAAAUGAUACAAUGGAAACCAUGGGAGCCUUUAGUGGAAGAGCCUCCUGCCAACCAGUGGAAAUGGCCAAUAUAAUUAUGAUUAAAUGACUUGUGUGUUGACAGGAAAAUGAUAUAAUUAAAUGUUCUGU